CGACAAUAGUUGAAGGACUAUGUGCAAUCGUACUGAUCAACUUUUUUUGCAACUUUGAUCAACUUGGGAUGUUCGGUAGGUUCUCACGGAUCUGUAUCACUAGCUCCCUAGGUAAAAAAAAGGCGCGAAAUCAUUAAAUGUGAUAUUGUGGAACGCUGCACAGAACAGAUGCGCGUACGGUUUGAAGUUGUUCCAGUCCCCUCAGAUGACCCGCUCGUUCCAUUAUCCUCAGAUGACCCCGUCGGUACCAUGGAUUCGAACAGAAUAGAACCAUAUAUGGAUAUGUUUUGGGAAACUCUACCUUGGAUGAUAGGGGUGGCUCAAAACACUUGUUUUCUUAAGUUAUCAUUUGGUUAGAGUUCAUCUCUCACUCCUCUUUUCUUUAAAUUUAAAUCCCUACUUACUAUAUAUUUGGACGAAUUCAAUCAAGACUAUUUCUCUUUGCUUCCAUGUUGUAUCGCCUUUAUGAUGAACAUCAUGUCAAUACCCCCAGAAAGCUUGUUGAAUGGACAAGCGCCAAAAUAAACGAACAUUCAGUUGUUGUUUCAAACUGUGAAACAUGGAGAACCCCCGAUUGAUUUGCCUAUAUCUGUAGAUAUUACGUACUUUUGUUGAUGUGACUGUAAGAUAUCAAUAGAUCCCGCGAACAUGACCACACCGGGCCCUACACCGGACCCUACGGCCGCCACUUUAGCCGCUCUGGAAUCACGAGUGGCCGUCUUGGAGACUGUUAUCCCAACUAGCUUGGACACACUGCUCCUGAUUCUGUCAGGAUGUCUGAUCAUGACCAUGCAGGCCGGCUUUGCUAUGCUGGAAAUCGGAUCAAUUAAGGUCCGCAACGUCAACCACAUCCUACUCAACAACGUUAUGGAUGUUUGUAUUGGUUCUGCAGCAUACUUCUUCUGGGGUUACGCGGUGUCCUUCGGCCCCACCAGCAGCCAGUUCAUUGGAGGUGACCACUACGCCCUGAGACAUUUCGAGUCAGAUGACGCCCUAACGUGGGUCUUCUUCCAGUACUCGUUCGCUGCUACGGCAACCGCCAUCGUGUCGGGGGCCAUGGUCGGACGGACCCACCUUCUCGCUUACAUGUGCUACUCCUUCAUCAUUACCGGCUUGAUCUACCCUACCGUGGUGCACUGGGCCUGGUCAGGAGAAGGCUGGCUCAACUGCGAGACAGGAUACGCCUAUCAGGAUUUUGCCGGGAGCGGAGUGGUACAUCUGUGCGGAGGUAGUGCGGCCCUGAUGGGAGCCAUCGUGCUGGGGCGGAGGAAGAUCGUGAAGGAAGACGAAGAGUCCAUUCCGCCUUCUGCGCCCGCUCUGGUCACUCUUGGGUUUUUCAUCCUGCUAGUUGGGUUCUUCGCCUUCAACGGCAGCUCCCAAGGCGCCAUGUCGUCUGAUGGUGACGCCGGAGCCGUGGCCCGUGCCGUCAUGAACACCGGACUGUCCUGCAGCGCCGGCGGCAUCGUCUCCAUCCUGGUGGUGCGCUACGUCAUUAAGGAGGAGGAUAGCUACGCUACACUGUGCCUCACCGUGAAUGGAUGCCUGGGAGGCACGGUAUCAAUCUGUGCAUCUGCCAACGUGUCCACCACAUACGGCGCCCUUCUGAUCGGCGCAACAGGCGCAGUGGCCUGCCUGGCGUGGUCGGAUGGUCUGAAGAGGUGGACGCCAGUGCAGGACCCCGUGGACGCUACGGCUGUUCACGCCGCCUCUGGACUGUGGGGAUUGAUCUGCGUUUGUUUCAUGGACAAGGACAAUGGCAUCUUCUACACCAGUGACCAGCCCGCAGCCUGGUACCAUCUGGGAGAGAACAUGCUCGGUGCGCUCGCCAUCGUAGCCUACACCGUGGCCACCACCGGGGUCCUUUUUAAAGGACUAGACCUGAUAGGAAUCCUCCGUUCUGAGGAGGAGAUUGACGAGCAUCGCCAGGCCGAGGUGGAGGUCAAGGAGGAGAUGAAGAGGCGGGCCAGCAUGAUGCCGACGUCCCGCCGCCUGAGCUUCAUGCCGUCACUGGGGUCCCGUUCCUCACACAUCACCCCGUCUAUCAAUGUGGUGCCGGAAGAGUCGUUGAGUCCGAAGCAAGAGAUCCCUGUUCCUGCGCCCCAGUCAGGUGGUCACGCUCCAAGUGACCAAGCACCAAGUAGUGACCAAGCACCGAGGCCUCAAACACGGCCGUCACAGGUCCCUACUUUGCCUAGGUUGCCGCCUAUCAGCGACCGCGAGCAGGUGUGACAUCUGUAUUUCUCACAUCUGUAUUUAGGGAAGAGCUUUAGAAUUCCGAAGUUAUAUCAUAUCUUUGAGGCUACAAACGUUACCGAUCCUGUAAAUACAAAACAAGAUGUACAAGUGGGAAAAGCGCACUGAUAGUUAUAUGUAUUCAUAUCACCAUUAAACAUAAUCUUCAUCCCCCCCCCCCACACACACACACAAGCUUCACCGAUAAACGUUGAGAUUUUCAUCUUUUGAAUUAUACCUGUAUAUGUCCAGACUUUCUGCUGCUUAAGUUACGAAAUGUUUAUUUUUGUAUUCUUACGGGUUGAGCUAGAUUAUUAAUUCCCUAUGUUUCUUUUUUUGGAUGUAUCUUUUGCCAUUAUACCUACGUUAUAUAUGCCAACAACCUUGCCUCAGUCAAAUAAAGCCUGUUGCACACUUCCCAUUGAA
This is a messenger RNA of Branchiostoma floridae (Florida lancelet), 2658 nucleotides long. Its product is annotated as putative ammonium transporter sll1017. Gene Ontology annotation, biological process: ammonium homeostasis; ammonium transmembrane transport. Gene Ontology annotation, cellular component: membrane. Gene Ontology annotation, molecular function: ammonium channel activity. The coding region runs from base 649 to 2229 and encodes 526 amino acids. Lineage: Eukaryota; Metazoa; Chordata; Leptocardii; Amphioxiformes; Branchiostomatidae. The transcript is spliced from 7 exons. The record is from RefSeq and is a predicted model, not a curated record.